CCGGCGGGGAUGAGUCUUUCUCCCUGAUGCUGCUGCCAUUAGAGCUCCUCCGAAGCACAAGCAACUCCUUCAGGAUUUAAGCACCACAGCGCUGCGCUGCGCCAUAUCCACGGUGACCCUCUCUCAGAGGGGAAGUCUCCAAGGCGCCGUCCUGGCCUGGAGAGCUGGCUGCUGUCUUCCUCUCCCAGCAGGUGCCUCGUCUCCGGUUAAUGGGAGAGUACCUGUGUGGAAGGAGGGACCUGGACCCGCCGCAGGAGUCAACAACAUUUGGUUUGCAAAUUCUUGAGUCUUGUUUUUAACUUGGGCCAUUUGAAUUCGAGCUUCCAACGAGACUCCGCCGCAGAGCAGCUCUUUAUCUCAGAUCCGCUGGACACUCUGACCUUGGAGUAGAGAUGGAGGGGUGUGAGGACUGUGGGACGGACGGCGCUCGGAGAAGCCGACGGGAGGACGAUGGGAGCGGCGUGGGAAACCUUCAGCCGCCACACGCCGGCCGGGAGAGAGACAACUUUGUUCGCCAGAGCCCACAUGGACACGAGACCGCCGCUCAACGGUACAGCGCCACCAGGAUUCAGGCCGGCUUGGGUCCCGAGAGCAUGGCGGAUUACUUGAUCAGCGGCGGCACAGGCUACGUCCCUGAUGACGGACUCUCAGCUCAGCAGCUCUUCUCCAUCGGCGACGGCCUUACCUACAACAGAUCAGACCAAGAGUGCGUUCUCUCCGACGGUCAUACGGCUGAAGAGCUAUGCUCUAAAGGAGAUGGGUUGACUUACAAUGACUUCCUGAUUCUGCCUGGCUUCAUCGACUUCACAUCCGAUGAAGUGGACUUGACGUCAGCGUUGACCAAGAAGAUCACGUUGAAAACUCCGCUCAUCUCAUCUCCGAUGGACACCGUCACAGAGUCAGCCAUGGCCAUCGCGAUGGCGUUAAUGGGCGGCAUCGGCAUCAUUCAUCACAACUGCACACCAGAAUUCCAAGCCAAUGAGGUCCGCAAGGUUAAGAGGUUCGAACAAGGCUUCAUCACAGAUCCCGUCGUGAUGAGUCCCAAACACACGGUAGGCGACGUGUUCGAGGCCAAAGUCCGACACGGCUUCUCCGGCAUUCCAGUCACCGAGACGGGCAAGAUGGGCAGCAAGCUGGUGGGAAUCGUGACCUCCAGAGACAUCGACUUCCUGUCUGAGAAGGACCACAAGAAAGCUCUGGAGGAGGUCAUGACCAAACGGGAGGAGUUGGUGGUGGCCCCUGCUGGUGUUACUCUCAAGGAGGCCAAUGACAUUCUGCAGCGCAGCAAAAAAGGUAAGCUCCCCAUCGUGAACGACAACGACGAGCUGGUGGCCAUCAUCGCCAGGACGGACCUGAAGAAGAACAGGGACUACCCCCUGGCCUCCAAAGACUCCCGCAAACAGCUGCUGUGCGGCGCCGCCAUCGGGACCAGGGAGGACGACAAGUACAGGCUGGACCUGCUGGUGCAGGCGGGGGUGGAUGUUGUGGUUCUGGACUCCUCGCAGGGAAACUCUGUUUAUCAGAUCAACAUGAUCAACUAUAUCAAGCAGAAGUAUCCCGACCUGCAGGUGGCUGGAGGCAACGUGGUCACGGCGGCGCAGGCCAAGAAUCUCAUCGAUGCUGGGGUUGAUGCGUUGAGAGUCGGUAUGGGCUGUGGCUCCAUCUGUAUCACGCAAGAAGUCAUGGCGUGUGGGAGGCCCCAGGGGACGUCUGUGUACAAGGUGGCCGAGUACGCCCGCCGCUUCGGGGUGCCGGUGAUCGCCGACGGCGGCAUCCAGACCGUCGGCCACGUGGUGAAGGCGCUGUCCUUGGGGGCGUCGACCGUCAUGAUGGGCUCCCUGCUCGCCGCCACCACAGAGGCUCCCGGAGAGUACUUCUUCUCGGACGGCGUGCGGCUGAAGAAGUACCGCGGCAUGGGUUCCCUGGACGCCAUGGAGAAGAGCACCAGCAGCCAGAAACGCUACUUCAGCGAGGGCGACAAGGUGAAGGUGGCUCAGGGCGUGUCAGGCUCCGUGCAGGACAAGGGCUCCAUCCAGAAGUUCGUACCCUAUCUGAUCGCCGGGAUCCAACAUGGCUGCCAAGACAUCGGAGCCAGGAGUCUGUCUGUGCUGCGGUCGAUGAUGUACUCUGGAGAGCUGAAGUUCGAGAAGCGCACCAUGUCCGCGCAGGUGGAGGGAGGGGUUCACGGACUCCACUCCUACGAGAAGCGGCUCUACUGAACCCGACACGUCCUCGGUACCAGUGACCAAAUGUGCUGAACACGACCUCACGUCACCUCCCAGACCCCUCUGCCCCCCGUCGUCCUCCGUUGCUCCUCGUCUGAGCGGAGCCCGUUCCACGUACCUCUCCUUCCAGCCGAGGCUUUGAACUCAUGAGGCGGGACGUCAGGGUCUUUUCCCGAAACGAUCAGUGUAUCUCGAGUGUACGGCCGUUAUUUCUGUGUGUCGGUGGAUGAAACGCGUGCGAGAGCUCAGUCCUGAUAUUCUCAAAGGACAACGUUCUAUAUAUAAAUCUAUUUUGUUGGAAUGUUUUUUAAGUUGCUGCACAGACCGCAGACUGGCUUCGGUUCAGAUUCCACUUUUGAUACCAGCUUCCUCUUAACAGCGCUCGAGCUUCCCCCCCUCCCCUCCGUGAUUGGCGCCACUCUUUCUGUCCACCAUGGAAACACUUGAAUCCCCACACUUUGUUCAAUCUGGUUUGUAGGGGCAGCUUUGACCGGAGCGUGAAGGCUUUUUGAUAUGCAUGUCCUUUUUUCACCGAGAGGAGACUUGUAUUUAUAUCCUGCUUUAUUGUGACCGCGUACUGCCAAGUGUAUUUAUACCUUCUCCCAGAAGUACUUUUUGUAAACGCAAGCGGCCCGUCGUCGGCGGGUGUCACCUCCAGCCAGCCGUCUCAUCCGUGUCAUGUUGCCAGAGGCCAUGUGGGAGGCGGCCAGCCGUUCUGGCUGAAUGUUGAAUUAGAAAACCACUGAGAACUAAAGUGCCAUGACUCCACCUCCACCCCAUCGGAAACCUCCCUCUAGACGCGUGAAAUCCAAGUUUCACUCCCCAAAAACACUAAAUUACAAAGCACAUUUCUGUGCUUCUUUUUUUUUGCUCUGUUAAGUGAAUCUCAUCUUCUAAAACAUUCAAACCAGCACAGGUGCGGUUGGACAGGUGAAUUUGGUUUGAAUGCACGGAGCGUUUGGGAUGAUGGACCAGUGAUUUGGAGAGAAUACACAUGUCAACGCUCGAGUCCAGCAUCUCGUCUUUUGUUACGUCAACAUCAGUUUUUGGUGCAUCGUUUAUCAACCUCUUUGUUCUUUUAAAAAGUCAAUCUUGCUUUUUUCAGACGUCAAAUUAUGUUUACAGGAAAACUGCUUUUGCUGUUAAAAUAAAUACCAGAAAUAAAGACUGGAUUCCUUCAAUUCCAUUUAUUGAGUUUUAAAACGGCGUGGUGCAGCGUGAGCGUGAAGAAAUAAAUAUUUCCGGGUUGAUAGGGCCAGCAGAGGGCGCUGUUGCGUCAUCACAGAAAGCUUGGUCAUGGCGUGUGACGUCAGUAGUAGUUGAAGUGCAACAGUCUGUCAUAGAAACAUUUGUACACGCUUUGUCUCUCACAGGUAAAAAAUACAAUCUUGGCACUUUUUAAACAUUCAGCUUCACAGUCGCUGCUCAACAUGGCGUCCGUGUGUUCAUGUGAGAGAGUGGAGGACUAGUGAACAACCGCGGACGCAGGUGCUGCCGUGACGCGAGGAGCUUUUCUGUAGCUUCCUGCCCAACUAGCAUCAAAGUGUCAGAGGUCAAUGGUCUCGCUGCUGACGCUCACGGCGUCGAUCUGUCGGCACACGCUGAUGAACUCCUCGUGCACCGACCGGUCGGCCUGGGACGACAGGUCCAGGCUUUCCUGCGAGGCCGCGCCCAGCGUCUGGUACUGCCUCUGGGGGCCGCCAGGGUCCCCCGCUGCCCUCUCGGGGCUGUGGCCCAGCGCCAGCGAGGAGCCUCCGAUGGAGGUCCUGUAGAGGGAGCAGGUGGACGAGCUGCUCCGCCAUCGCUCCGGAGACGAGCUGCUGGACGAGGACGGCGAUGUCGUGGCUCCGCCGCCCUGUGGCUUAGCCUGGACCUCACUGUUGAACUGGAUGCAGGAGGCGGUCCGAAAGAGCCCGGGGUCAGCGGGAUCACAAUGGCCUUUGAUGGGAAGCGAAUCGUAGUUGGACAUGCCGUCGUAGAGACUCGGAGGGCUGAAGAGGCUCAUGGGGAAAAGGGCUUCGCCGAAGAGCGCCUCGUCGAUGCUGCGCCGCAGGUUGAUGGGCGACGGCGGCCGCAGGUCGGUGGUGGAGUCGCUGGUGAAGGAAGACCCGCCCGACGGCAUCUCCAGCCUUCCAUUGCUGUGCUUGUCUGAGCCCUGGAGGUCCGGGUCCAGGUCUCUGUAGGCCAGAGCGCGGUUGCUGUGAUAGAGCAGCUCCAGCCCGUUCAUGCUGCCGGCCAGACGCUCGUCCAUGAGGGUGUAGAGAGGCAGGCUCUCACUCUCUCCCAGCCCCGCCGUGUCCACGAUAGCCAGCUUCUCCUGGUUGCUGAGGCUCCACUGGUAGCUCCCGGGCAGAAUGGGGGACUUGGACGCCAAGAGUUCGCUCCAACAGCUGCCAGCUGAGGGCAGGUGGUCGGAGCAGUAGACGGGCUGCGCCACCACCAGCGCCAAGGUGACGCUCAGACCCAGCUCGCCCAGUCUGCAGCUGAGCUGGAAGGCCCACCAGGGCCACGGGUGGAAGACCUCCUCUCCGCCGGCCACACCCAUGGCGUUGAGCAUGGCGUACAUCUGCAGCCCGGCGCAGGCCAGGCAGAACAGCGCCGACAGACAGACGGUCGCCGCCGCUCGCUCCCAGUGCCGGCUCUCUGCGAAGGGGCAGCGGUUGUACCUCUCGGUGGGCGUCGGCGAAGUGUUGUUCAGGUGGUAGAUGUGCUUGGAGUCUGCUCGGACGUAGAUGUAGAACACAAAGUACGCCAGGGAUAGGAAGGUGGCCAGGGUUACGAAGGCGCCGCGCGCCACCAGCGACAGGAAGAGGCACAGAGGAGGCCUCUGCUGGUAGAACUUGAGCAAGGUGGCCGGACCGAAGGCGGCGGCGAAGUGCAGGAGCACCAGGCAGGCCAGGAAGCAGGGCCUCUGGAAAGCAGAGUAGGACAGCUGCAUCCUGGAGCGCAUGGAGAGCAGGAGGAAGACCAGGCCGAAGGCCGCCGUCAGGCAAGGGAACGGAGCCUCGUGGAGCAUGAGGGAGGCCUCCGUGGAGGCCAGCCGCUCCUGGUGGCCGUAGGCGUCGUACAGCAGGGAGAAGGACCUGGUGAAGCCCGCGGCGAGCAGGAAGAGGCUCACCAGCGCAAAGUAUCCGCAGCCAGAGGGGCAGCGCAGCGGCAGGCAGAGCAGGUUGAGCGCCGAGGCGAGGGUCAGCAGCACGAAGAGGCAGCCGGCGCCGUAGACGUGCGCCUGCCAGGCCAGACCCCAGGCCGCCAUGGCGCGGUUCCAGUCGGCGUGCAGCGGCACCAGCAUGAGCGGCGCCGGGAUCAGAAACGGGCUGCUGGACUGGUUGGCGACGCUGGAGUU
This is a messenger RNA of Synchiropus splendidus (mandarinfish), 5571 nucleotides long. RefSeq names its product IMP (inosine 5'-monophosphate) dehydrogenase 1b (gene impdh1b). Gene Ontology annotation, biological process: GTP biosynthetic process. Bases 393 to 2219 code for a protein of 608 amino acids. Gene Ontology annotation, cellular component: cytoplasm. The transcript is spliced from 16 exons. Gene Ontology annotation, molecular function: IMP dehydrogenase activity. NCBI's taxonomy places the organism in Eukaryota, Metazoa, Chordata, Actinopteri, Syngnathiformes, Callionymidae. The record is from RefSeq and is a predicted model, not a curated record.